Molecule: messenger RNA, 4544 nt
Organism: Ostrea edulis (European flat oyster)
Lineage: Eukaryota; Metazoa; Mollusca; Bivalvia; Ostreida; Ostreidae
Product: fibroblast growth factor receptor-like 1
Exons: 8
Coding region: 774-2300 (508 amino acids)
Biological process (GO): axon guidance; cell adhesion
Cellular component (GO): plasma membrane
Molecular function (GO): protein binding
Source: RefSeq, a predicted model, not a curated record
GUUCAUGGAACCGAGGCGCAGAAAGACCGGUGUCAAACAGCGCACAGUCCAGGCGGUUUUCUAAGUACUUGUAUACUUGUACUCGCCAGAAACAACGUACUAGAUACAUGGGGUACAGAAAUAACAUUCAAACCGAUAAAUAUAUAUCCCAAAAAUAAACAUCGGAUUUAAUAUUCACUUGGCGAGCAUUCUUCCCACAAGAAACAUAUGUAUACAUUGCAGUUGGGCCCGCCCCCUUUUCGCUCCGUGCGCUAAGAAAAAAAUUCGCCGCUUUUGAGUGACGGUUUUAGCGACAGGUCUCUAUGUUAUUUGUCAAAUGACUAGAGAGCGAAACGGUGGAAAUCGACAGCCCGAGCGUUUUAAAGAAAGAAUAAUUAUAAUUGGUAAACGUUUUACGGAACUAAAUAAUGUGUUGAUAGUAGGUUAUCAUAAUUCUUUUGUGGAUUUUUUUUUUUACACCGAUGCUGGUAUUCACCAGAAGCACCACCCCUUGUGAAUGAGAUACAGUGACGGCGCACGCGACACAGGCAGUUUAAUUUUGAUCUUCGGAGAGAGGAGGAGAGUUUUUUAUUGUUUAUCAACAAUCUGUUAAUUGGGUGUUAGAGAAAAUUGAAGGUGACGUUGGUCGGAUUUUAACGGGUGCAGAACGCUAUUUAUGUCUUAUCGAGUUUGUGAGAAAGCAUGUGGAAAUUGACACAGUUUAAGAUUCUGAGCGGUAAACCCCCCGGAAUGAGUUGAUCUUCAAAUAUACACCAUUUUAUGUCAGGUUUACCAUGGAAAUCGACAAGUGUUCAAAAUCAAGUAGUACCGAGAAGAUGAUGAUUUUGAUGGUUUUGUCAUUUGUCCUGAUGGUGACAGUCUCCGCACUCGGUCCCCCACAGUAUGUAGGUGAUGGAAGAAGUCGACAAAUCGCGAGAGUAAAUCAUACCAAAAAAUUACUCUGUCCUGUAGCAGGGGACCCAUUUCCUUUCAUAGAGUGGAAGAAAGACGGUGAAAGUAUAAAUGAAUUAUGGGAAAAACAUAAAGUUCUUAAGGAUGGAUCUUUACGCAUUAAGGACAUAGAGGUGGAGAAUGCUGGGAAAUAUGUGUGUAAAGCAACCAAUGGAUUUGGCAGUAUCUCUGUAAACUACACAUUAGUUGUUCAUGAUGAAGAGAAAGAUGUGGUAUCUGUGGAUGGUACGGAAGUUUACGCCAAGUCACAUGAGGAGGAUCUCACCAAGGAAGGAGCACCACCACAAUUCACGAACCCCGAGAAGAUGAAAAAACAGAAGAUCACAAGACCAGUCAACAGCUCACUCCGGCUUCGAUGCAAAGCGUCCGGAAAUCCACGUCCUCAGAUCACUUGGGUAAAGGACCAGCACAGUCUGUACCAACGAGAAGGAGGACGGAAGCCCUCCUGGACUCUGCGACUUCCAGAUCUGCAGCAGACAGACUCGGGACAAUACACCUGUGUUAUCAGAAAUCGCCUGGGGUCUAUAAACUUCACUUACCACAUUGAAGUCAUUGAUAAAAUUAUGUCCAAACCUGAGUUACUGCCACCUCAUCCGAUCAACACCACGGUCAACAUCGGGGAAACAGCGUCACUUCAGUGUAAAAUAAACAGCGAGAUGCAGCCACACAUACAGUGGCUGAAGCGAGUAGAUGACCCCAGAUUCAUGUCCAACAACACCAUCAUACUUAGUAAACAGCCUUUUGUCAUCUUGAAGGCGAGUGAAAUCGGGAGCGGAUCUGAUGGAACGUACCUGAAUAAAUUUGUAAUUCAUCAUGUUACCGAGGCAGAUGGAGGGAUGUACAUAUGUCUGGCGGCCAACACUAUGGGAUUUAGCUGGAGAAGUGCACAUCUCAUUGUUAGAUCUAAUCAUCAGCAUAACCAGUAUUCCUACACAAUCGAUCGAAGCAAUUUAAAUCUUCCACUGGUGAUUGGUGUACCUGGAGGAAUCCUCUUCCUUGUGAUCAUCAUCGCUUUCCUCUUCUUCCAACAUCGACGAAGGGCCCAGUACCACCAGGGAACCAUUGUGAAUGGGCCACAUUUUAACCGAGUGCCCACCCAGGACCCAGACCCCUGUUUGGGUGCUAUACAUGCAAAUGAUGUGAAAACUAACAUUCAUGUGAACCCUAUACAUGGGCCACAUCACAAAAACUUGUAUGUGGGUGUUCCUAGUCCUCAUCAUAUGUUAUCAAGUCGAGAGAUGUUAUCGAAAAAUAGCCAGAGUAUAGAUUUUUACACAGACAUUUCUUCCGUUUCACAAAGUCAUCAUCCACAUCAUCACAUGCAGCAGUAUUCCUACAAUGGAUCCUGAACACAAGAGUCAGAAAUCGGAAAAUACCUCACUCCCUAAAACUGUGAACAUCUAACAAAAGCAGGGUUGGAUGAUCCCAUGUGGAACACUGAGUCAUAUUGAUUGGAUGAGGAACACUUAACGGUGGUAGAAGACAUCUUGUGAAUGGACAAAAGCAUUUCAUUGAUACAAAGAAACCUGUGAUAUAAACUACGUCACUGACCACUUGGUGCUGUUACUCAGGUGUGUUUGGUUGGAAAUACUUGGUACCAUGAUGAGGAAAAAUGUGCUGCAAUGUGACUGCACACAAAGAGAUCUGUGAAUUUGACACAAAAACCUGUGACACAAUACUGUAGUAACACUACAAUGCUGUGAUAAAAUGGAGUUCAACAAGUUGUACCAAAGAUGUCUGUUACUGGGAUGUAGACCUGAGAAAAAAGUACACACUGCAUUUGUAUGUAGCAAGUGAAUUGUACACUUCAAUCAUUUUUCCAAUCAAAAAUUGUGCCAGUCUGUGAGGAGAGAGAAAGAAAGAGAGAGAGAGAAUACUUAGACUGUCCAGGUAGUCUGUGGUGUGUGGGGUUACUGUGUAUUAACUUUGUAUGUGUUUAUGUCUGAUGUAUGGUAUUGUGUGGUAGGGAGAAUGCACAACUGGAUGUAAAGGGGCAGUGGCUGCCUGCCGCCUAAUUCUUAUGAUGUUAUAUAUAAUGAUAUACUGUUUAAAUUAAAUUAAUGCCAUGUUCAUAUUCGCAAAUUGUUACCGAAAUGACUAAAACAGCUUUACAGUACAUAAAAAUCACCACAGACAUAUUAAAAUUCACAUAUCUUGCAAUAUUUUGUAAUUUUGACAUAAAAAUUUCUUUUGUGAGAGAAACAAUGACUGAAACAUCAAUUUAUUGCGAAGAAAUUCGUUCAAAAAUUUGGAUGGAAAUCGCUUUUCUUUUUCACUGUCAGAUUUAUUUUUUUUUUUUUUUAUGCAUUCCAACGUUUUAAUCACAACUUAGAAUUAAAAAGUUUUUGCUUUACAGCUAAUGCCCCUUUAAACACUGUAUGUAAGCAUGGCAGAUCUUUUUACUGUGCAAUCUUAUUCAGGAUCCUCGCUAUAUAGGAGUUCAAAUUUUUCACUCAGUUUGACUCUAUAGAGAUUCUACAAAUUUCUUUCAUAUUGAAUUUUGUUAUAUUAAUUUCAUUUUGUUUAUGAAACAUUAUAGUGAUAAUACUUGUACUACAAUGACUUGGAUACAGAUGUUUCUAAGUGUGCUUUAUAUAUGUAUAUAUAUAUAUCUGGAUUGAAUUUUGCAAUUAGUUUACAGUUCGUAGACCUUUUGUUAACAAUCCAUAUCAUAGGGCACAUUGUCACAAGAUAUAUAGCAAGGAUUACUGGUUUAUAAAUAACAUGGGGGUAUUUAAAUCCUGGGGGGUGGGUCAUUUGAGUAAUUUUUUAAGGAGACCCUUGAUUUACGAUGACAGUCUGUAUUAUGAGUUUGAUAUCUGUUUUACUGACUUUCAAUAGAGUCCCCCAGAGUUCAGAUUUCAUAGAGGGGUCCCAGCAAAAUUGAAGUUUCAUGAUUUACUAGAUAUAUUUGUUGAAGUGGGUGUCAAUUUUGAUUUGGACAAGUAAUACAAAUGUACCUGGAAUGAUGUUUAUUUUGGGCCAAAGUGAGAUAAUUUUGUCUUACAUUUUAAAUGACUUUUUUUCGCUCCUCCAAAGUAACUGAUUUCUAAAAUCUACAUUUUACUGAAGCCAGUGAAGGUUUAAUGAUUUCUCUUGAAUUUUCUUUUGUUUUGUCUUGGAAAUGAGGAUAUCAAGAAUGGAUAUACUUUAAAGCAAGUCAGAUUUAUUGUAUUGUGUUGUAAAUUUCUUAACAAUUUUAAAUGUAUUCAGUUUACAUUAUGCUAUCUCAGUUCAGAGAAAAAUAAGGAAAUUUUUACUUUUACAGAGACCAGCAACUAUGGGUUUAUGUAUAUUAAAUGAAAUUAGGUUUCUUUUUUUUUAUUUUAAUAUUAGUCCAAAGAUGGCGUAAAAGCAUUUAGUUGAGGAUGUUAUAUUAGACCAAAAAAAGGGUAAAUAUACGUUGCAUUUUCAUUUCAUUCAUCGCAUGUAUUUCAGUAUCUCGAGUCUGUACAAGUUAAAAAUUUUGUUACAUGUAUAUAAAGAGGGAUAACUCUUACGUAGUGUUUCUCUUUAACAGGGUAAGAUUGUUUUUGAAUUGUUGUACACAAGUGUACCUGUAAAAAUUAUAAUAAAAAUUACAAAUAUAAAAA